UCGGCGCGCGCCACGCAGUGCCUGCCGCACGCGAGCGAGGUGGAGGUGCAGACGGGCCCGUACUUCGGCGGGCGCAUCGCCGUGGAGGCGUCGCGCGGCGCGGAGGGCGGGGGCGCCGAGGGCGGGGGCGGGGAGCGCUGCGCCGUGGCGGGCGACCCGCACAGCGCCCGCGCCGCCUACGUGCUGCGCAUCGACCACGACGCGUGCGGCGUCCACGUCAACGCCACCACCGUCGCCACCUACGUCCUCGUGCAGGAGAACCUGCCCAUCCUCACGCACAGCACGCGCCGCUUCCUCGUGCUCUGCACCUACCAGCCCGAGACGCUCACCUCGCUCUCGGAGGCGAUUCCGUUUGACACAAGUCAGCUUGAUACGCUGAACGAUGUCCAAGUUGCCAGGCUUCAGCAACAUAAGCAAAUUGUAGAUGCUCUAGAAGAAUCAAUCGUACAAGACCAAACAGUAGCUCAACUUGCCUUGAUGGUGAUCGUUGUCGUGGCGAUGGUUUUAGGAUCAGUAGUCGCUGCCUGGUGGUUAUUCAUCAAUCCAAGAAGGAAGUCUUCAGGUUCCAUAACGAGUGCGUCGUCUGAACCGUGUACUCCACUUUACGAAAAUUUUGAAAAUUCCCUGCGAGAUGCCUCAUCCAAGGAAGACAGAACAACAAGAAAGAACCCUGGAGAGACCAGCACAGAGAGUGAAGAUAAUUCAAUAUUAGACAUCGGAAAUUGUCCUUCUGGAGUAUUCACCAUUCGUACUCCAGCAGCACGACCAAAUACCAAUGACGCCCAAGCUUGCAUCACAAUAGCACCUACUUCACAUUCGGAGGCCUAGACCUUUUUAUGCUACUUGUAAAAUAACACUUGCUUCUGCAUUUGUGACAAAGGUUUAGUGUAACUUAAGUCAAUGCAUUCAUACUUAACUAGAGCACAAGAUGCUAGUACGGAGAAUGUAAAAAUAAAAUAAUUGUAGGGAUCAUGUGUAGACAUUGUGAAACAAAUUAGUACAAAGUCAAAAAGCAAUUCAGUAUGUUGAAAUAGUAUUAAAAUGUGAUAAUAUGUAAAUUACGAUCGUGUAUGGUCUUUAUCUGUAUUGACUUUUGUAAUUUUUCUUACAAUUGUGACUUAUUCCAAUAUUUUUUAUCGGCUACAGACUACUUUGCUAAUGACUAUAUUCUCACUAGUCAUCUGGGUAUUGUCACACAUGAAUCAAAAGGAUCAUUCUGUGAUUAUUUCAUAAUUAUGUUAUUAUUUAUAACACUAUUCAUAUUAUGAACAAAGAUAAAAGUUUUUUUUACUUUACACAUGUUUGUAUUAGUCAUGGAAGUGUAAACUUCAUACCCACACCUGAAGCAUUAAAGUUCUUUCCUGAAGACCUUGAAUACAUUACAUCCACAUUCCAUAAAUAUGUCUACGGUCUUGAAGAAAUAUCACGAAACGUGUUUAUAUUGUUUACAUUUCCAACAUGAUGUUGG
Molecule: messenger RNA, 1468 nt
Organism: Gryllus bimaculatus (two-spotted cricket)
Lineage: Eukaryota; Metazoa; Arthropoda; Insecta; Orthoptera; Gryllidae
Source: the annotation of a GenBank genome assembly